AUGGCGUCCAGCGAAGACCCCUACCUGAUUCUGCCGGGCUCGUCCGCCCACUCCGACUUCCGUCUCAAGCGGCUGGCGCAGGAGAUUGGCGCAACCGAAGUGCGCUCUGUCUGGGUGCACUUUGUCAACCCUCUGCGUGAACUGAGCAGCACCGAGCUCAGCACGCUCCAGCAGAUCCUACACUAUGGCGAGUACCCAGACACGCACGACCGCCUGUCACAAGUGCUCCUUGAUGCUAUCCACCGUGGUGGUGAGCCUAGGGACGACAAGACAGCGCUCUUCUACAUUUGCCCUCGCGCAGGCACAAUCUCGCCAUGGAGCUCGUUGGCAUCCAUGAUCGCCCGUACGUGCACGCUCGAGAACGCUGUCAAGCGUAUUGAGCGUGGCAUGGUCAUUGCUGCCUCCUUCGAUCACCAGCUCGAGGCCGACGAAAUCCCCAACCGCGAUCGCUUGUAUGACCGCAUGACCCAGACCAUCGACCGCAAAGCCCCGAACCUAGAGGCCAUCUUUGGUGAGAGUGAGCCUGCACAAGCCACCACCAUCAGCUUCGAUGAGUACAAUAGUGCCCAGGCAGCUCUCGAGCAUGCCAAUCGCGAACUUGGACUAGCCAUGGACAAGUCAGAAAUCGAAUACCUGGUUGAGGCAUACACUCAAGAACUAAAGAGAGGACCUGUCGAUGUCGAGCUGUUCAUGUUUGCCCAGGUCAACUCUGAGCACUGCAGACAUAAGCAGUUCAAUGCUGAUUUCACUGUCGAUGGCAUACACAAGUCUUACUCGCUGUUUGGUAUGAUUCGCAAUACCCAUCAGAAGCACCCAGAGCACGUUGUCAGUGCCUACAGUGACAAUGCGGCGGUGCUGAACGGUGAAGAGGCGAGCUUUUGGGCGCCCAACAACUUGACUGGCGAAUGGAAUGGCAUCAAGGAGACAGUACACAUUCUUUGCAAGGUCGAGACACACAACCACCCCACAGCUGUUUCGCCCUUCCCCGGUGCUGCGACUGGAUCCGGAGGCGAGAUCAGAGACGAGGGCGCUGUUGGCCGUGGUUCAAAGCCCAAGGCCGGUCUUGCUGGCUUCACGGUCUCAGACUUGCUAAUUGAAGGGUUCGAACGACCAUGGGAGCUGCGCGAUGUGGGCAAGCCGGCACACAUUGCUAGCAGCCAGGACAUCAUGCUCGAAGCACCUCUUGGCAGCGCGCAGUUCAACAACGAGUUCGGCCGCCCCUGCACAAUCGGUUACUUUAGGACUAUGUUGAUGAAGGUUUUCACCAACGAGAAAGAGUCGGAAAUUCGAGGAUAUCACAAGCCCAUCAUGCUGGCAGGUGGAGUAGGUACAGUCAGGCCUCAGCAUGCCCUGAAAGACCCAGAUAUUGUGCCUGCUGGCUCCCACUUGCUUGUCAUUGGUGGCCCUGCUAUGCUUAUUGGUCUUGGUGGUGGUGCUGCAUCCAGUGUGCAAUCUGGUGAAGGCAAGGUUGAACUUGACUUCGCCAGCGUACAGCGAGGCAACCCUGAAGUCCAGAGGCGAGCACAAGAAGUCAUCGACACUUGUCGGUCGAUGGGUGACAAGAACCCUAUUCUGUUCAUUCACGAUGUUGGUGCUGGAGGUCUCUCGAAUGCGCUCCCGGAACUUGUUCACGACUCUGGACUUGGAGCCGUUUUUGAACUGCGCGAAGUGGACAACACAGACAAGGGGAUGAGCCCACUGCAGAUCUGGUGCUGCGAGGCCCAGGAACGUUACGUUCUGGCCGUUGGCCCUGAUGAGCUCGACCUGUUCAAGCGCAUCUGCCACCGUGAACGCUGCGGUUACUCCGUCGUUGGUGUUGCCACUGACGAGCAGCGACUUGUCCUCAAGGACAGAGAUUCGAAGGAGAACCCCACACCCAUUGAUCUGCCAAUGUCCACCCUUUUCGGAAAGCCGCCAAAGAUGUCCCGUAUUGUCGAGUCAAGGAAGCUGAGGCUGCCUCCCUUCGACAGCAGCCUGUCAAUGUACAUUCCCGAUGUACCCAAGGACGGCUUGGUAGCAGAAGCUGUGGACCGCGUGCUCACGCUUCCGUCUGUCGGCUCCAAGAACUUCCUAAUUACCAUUGGUGACCGAACUGUUGGUGGGUUGACGGUCCGUGAUCAGAUGGUCGGCAAGUGGCAGGUUCCGGUUUCAGAUGUGUCAGUCACAGCUACAUCCCUCAUGUCUGGCGUCAAGACUGGUGAGGCCAUGGCAAUGGGCGAGAAGCCCACUCUGGCUCUCAUCUCAGCCGCAGCAUCAGCGAGAAUGGCUGUUGCUGAGUCUCUCAUGAACAUUGCAGCUGCAAGCCUCUUUGAUAGGCUUUCAAGGGUCAGACUGUCCGCCAACUGGAUGUCGGCCAGUAGCCACCCUGGUGAGGGUGCAGCCUUGUACGAAGCUGUCGAGGCUAUCGGGAUGGAUCUUUGCCCACGUCUCGGCAUAUCGAUCCCUGUUGGUAAGGACUCGAUGAGCAUGAAGAUGAAGUGGUCAGACAACGGCGACGCGAAGGAAGUCACAGCACCUAUGUCGCUGAUCAUCACCGCUUUCGCUCCCGUGAAUCGCAUUGACCGAACAUGGACACCUGCUCUGGAGCGUCUCGAAGAUGUGGGCGAAACCGUCUUGAUGUAUGUCGACCUUGCAGCCGGCAGGAAGGCACUUGGCGGGUCAGCUUUGGCCCAAACAUUCGGACAGGUCGGAGACGAGGCCCCUGAUGUCCACGAUGCCGAUAUCAUCAAGGACUACUUCGAUGCAGUCGAGCAGCUGCACGAGUCUGGCAUUGUUCUCGCUUACCACGAUCGAUCCGAUGGCGGUCUCUUUACUACCCUUGUCGAGAUGAUGUUCGCGGGCCGAUGUGGACUGGAGGUCAUGCUGGACGGUGUAGCACGAUCGAGCGAGCCAAAGGAUGUCCUCGAAGCCUUGUUCAACGAAGAGCUCGGAGCCGUCUUCCAGGUCAGGAAGAAGGACGAGGUCGCCUUCAACCGCUGCUUCGCUACUUGUGGCCCUCCUCCAGGCAUGAUCAAGAAGAUUGGUCGCGUUCCCGAGGCUUCCAAGCAGGGCUUGUCUAUUGCCGUCGGUUCCCAGACCGUCUACCGAAACUCUCGCUCGAAGCUUCAACAGAGGUGGGCCGAGACUUCGUACCGCAUGCAGCGCCUUCGUGACAACCCUGAGUGCGCGGACAAGGAGUUUGCAAGCAUCGUUGACGACCAGGACCCUGGUCUUUCAUACAACCUUACUUUCAAGCCGCAGGAGAACAUUCUCCCACUGAAGGCUAGCAUAUCCUCGGCUUUCACCUCGAAGCCACGUGUGGCUAUCCUUAGAGAAGAAGGUGUCAACGGUCAGAGCGAGAUGGCUUUCGCUUUCCACAUGGCUGGCUUCUCGGCUAUCGACGUCCACAUGACUGACAUCAUCUCCGAACGAGUAUCGCUCGCUGGCUUUGUUGGUGUUGCAGCUUGCGGUGGCUUCUCGUAUGGUGACGUUCUCGGUGCCGGCCAAGGUUGGGCGAAGUCCGUCUUGCUGCACCCUAACACUCGUAAGGAGUUCCAGACAUUCUUCGAGCGCCCAGACACAUUCACUCUUGGUGUUUGCAACGGAUGUCAGUUCUUGUCCAAGCUGAAGGAACUCAUUCCUGGUGCGGAUGCUUGGCCUACUUUUGAGCGCAACAUCUCUGAGCAGUAUGAGGCGCGUGUUUGCAUGGUUGAAGUCAUGGACCCUAAGGGCCCUAACAACCAGCCUUCAGUAUUCCUCCACGGCAUGCACGGUUCCAAGCUGCCUAUUGUGACGGCCCACGGCGAGGGUCGUGCGCACUUCCCUGCAUCUUCAACAUCUUCCUCGACGCCUCAGACCCUGUACAACGAGAACUUGGUGUCGCUACGAUAUGUCGACAACUACGGCAAGCAGACAGAGGCCUACCCCCACAACCCCAACGGCUCGCCAAUGGGCAUCACUGGUGUGCGAUCAACCAGUGGACGGGUACUUGCGCUUAUGCCUCACCCUGAGCGCACAAUCCUCAAGGAGGUUGGAAGCUACAUCCCCAAGGACAAGGCUGAAGACUGGGGCGAGCUUGGUCCCUGGAGCCGCAUGUUCAAGAGCGCGAGAAGGUGGGUUGGGUAA
Ascochyta rabiei is the source of this 4104-nucleotide messenger RNA. RefSeq names its product Phosphoribosylformylglycinamidine synthase. Lineage: Eukaryota; Fungi; Ascomycota; Dothideomycetes; Pleosporales; Didymellaceae. Gene Ontology annotation, molecular function: phosphoribosylformylglycinamidine synthase activity. The transcript has a single exon. The record is from RefSeq and is a predicted model, not a curated record. The coding region runs from base 1 to 4104 and encodes 1367 amino acids. Gene Ontology annotation, biological process: 'de novo' IMP biosynthetic process.